AUGAUGACCAAGCCGAUCGCCGCUGUACAAUUUGAAAACAUUCGCGAUCGACUUGGGAUCCAAGGUGCCGCAGCUAACGAGUCGAGAGGGAGUGUUGAAAAGACAGCGGCUGUGAAGAAGACACCUCGUCAAGCUGCGUCAAGUGUUGAAGCAGAGUGGAAGACCAAGCUUCGCUAUGUUGAAAAGACAGCGGCUGUGAAGAAGACACCUCGUCAAGCUGCGUCAAGUGUUGAAGCAAGUGGAAGACCAAGCUUCGCUAUACCGGUGGGUACCGGUAUGUACCAGUAA
This is a messenger RNA of Peronospora matthiolae, 288 nucleotides long. The record is from the annotation of a GenBank genome assembly. NCBI's taxonomy places the organism in Eukaryota, Oomycota, Peronosporomycetes, Peronosporales, Peronosporaceae.